Messenger RNA from Eucalyptus grandis, 2352 nucleotides. RefSeq lists its product as uncharacterized. The coding region runs from base 43 to 1848 and encodes 601 amino acids. NCBI's taxonomy places the organism in Eukaryota, Viridiplantae, Streptophyta, Magnoliopsida, Myrtales, Myrtaceae. The transcript is spliced from 4 exons. The record is from RefSeq and is a predicted model, not a curated record.
GGCCUCCGCUCGCGGCUGAGCUGAGAAUUCCCUCCGUCGCUGAUGGCGGGCGUUCUCAUCCGCUGCGCCGUCUUCUCUCCUCCUCCUCGCUUCGCCACAGCCGCCGCGUCUCCGUCGCAGCCAUCGCCGCCGCAGCCUCCUCUCGCCGCCGCCCCUCGCAAACCCUUGAGGCUCGCGAAGCGAAGGAACCACCUCCGCCCCAAAAUCCUCAAAACCCUCCCUAAACCCUACGCCCCCGUCCGAACUCCCGAGGAACUCCCGUCGGACGCCGCCGGCGUCCCGGCCCCGUCCUCCGAAACCCUAACCGACCUCUUCGAAGCGGAGCCUCCGGCAGAAGAGGCUCCUCAGGUCACGGAGAGCGUAGCCAUUGGCCCCGAGCACGGCGGCGUCGCCGGGAAAUUGUCGGCCAAGUCCGUGAUAAAGUUCGGCGCUUAUUUGGUAGCGGUUUUCUUGUUCCAGACGAUUUGUGCUGUGUGGGUGUUCGGCAGCAACGGCUCCGAUUCUAAUGGUGAAAGUGAGGAGAGAAUUUCGGUGAACGGGGAGGGGAGGGCGGUGUCGGGAAAGAAGCUCUUGUCGAGAACGAGGAAUGUGGUUUACUUGGAUGAGUCUGACUUGGAGAGGAGGAUUGAGGAGAUAAGCUCGAUGGCCAGGGAGGCGCGGAGGAGCGAGAAGAGGGGGCUGAAGAGGGAUGAUGCAGGGGAUGGCGAAGGCGAUGACGGCAAUGACGAUGAUGAUGGUGAGGCAAUUCCCGACAGCAGGGUGGCUAUUGAGAAGGAAAUUGGUUCUCGGUUGGAUAAGCUGCAAAAGAAAUUGAGACCUGUUCGGAAAUCGCCAGGUCUAAGUGAAAAUGUGCCGCUCGAGGGAGCUAGUAGUUUGAUGUUCAAGAAAAAGUUGAAGUUUAGAAGCCCUUUGGUGGAGAAACCCAGUACUGUUCCGAAGGGGUUUCAGCGGUUACAAGAUAAUGGUAAAACAAAGAAGAAAAGCAAAAAUGAAGUCAAUGGAGAAGGGAAAAAUGGAGGUCUUGAUCACGGUGUUACGGAAUCAUCAAAUGGAGAAAAGUGGGAGGAAUUGGUAGAUGGUAAGGGACAUGGCAGUCUCUCCAACGACAUCAAGCAAGAAGGUGAUGAAACCAUGGUUUUCACGGAGAUGCAGAAUGAUUUGCAUAGCAAUGGGGUAGGUGAAGGGCAAUCUUUUCCUCAAGAGGAUGAAGAAGUCGGAGAUACUCGAAGCAGAACUGGCAUUGUCAAGGAGGCUAGUGGGAAAAGGAAUUCAGUUGGAGGAGCAAACUUGAGAACAACUGGAAAUUCCAGUUUGAAGAGUUCUCGAAGCUUUGGGGAUGAAAAGCAGGAGGCUACAAAAAGAUCGGCCGGUCGAGACAUAAGAAGUGUCAAUGGCACGUUGAAGCGUGAAGAAAUUAAAGCCACAUCAAUGAGCAAGAGAGUCGAGGAUAAGCAAUCAGAUAAAAUUGAAGAGUUUUGGUGGUUGAAGCUUCCUUGUGUAUUUGCUGUUCUUAUGCGUAGAGGCUCUGAUAUGGAAGAAUCAGGUGGAUUUUUUACCUUAAAGACUGAUCCAGAGGACAGUGAUGCUUCUUCCUACAUAGUUGCUUUCGAGGACCAUGCUGAUGCCAACAAUUUCUGCUUCUUGCUGGACUCCUUCUUCGAGGGGCUGGGUGAUUUCAGUGCUGACAUUGUACCUCUAUUGAGAAAAGAACUUCAAGAGGCCGUGAAACAAAAGACCAUGAAAUUGGUGGUUGUAAGGAAGGGGCAGCUUAAGCUUUACGCUGGACAGCCGUUUUCUGAAGUUGAGCUGGCCUUGCAGUCUUUGGUUGAAGAAAGCUUGUCAGAGUGAAUUUAUGUACAUAAACAAUUGGACACAAUGAUUUUCCCAAUUUAUCAUGGAACGUUGCUGAAACAGAGCUUCCAAUUCCAGGAUUUUUUUCUCUUCUGCUGAUUGUGAAUUUGCAAGAUGGCGAGCUCUCCUUCGCCAAUAAUUUCUCCUUCAGCUGAUUGUGCUUUUGAAUUUUGGAAAUCCGAAGGGUCCAAGCACAGUGCGAGCCUUGUCUGGGGCAACUUGAUUUUGAAUAUUCAAAAGCACAUUUCAGCAAGGGGGAGAUUAUUGAGCAAGGAGAUCUCAGCCAUCUCGCAGAUUCACUCCGGUUCGGCAAUGUUCAAUGAUGGAAUGAGAAAAUCACCAUGUCCAAUCACAUAUGGCAAUGUGGCUUGCAGCAUUGGCAUGCUAUAUGGUCUCAUAGGUAUGGCCUGGUUCUAGUUACUAGAUAUUUUCGGUUUUGGGUUUUGCGUGUACACCAGUUGGAAUUCAACAAAUUCAGUUGAGCAGCAAUUCUUCAUCAAA